CUUGAUAAUGUACUCUAGAAAUGAACAAGGAACAAGGAAAUCCCAACAGGAGAGUGGAGAAGCAAGCUAAACGUGGUGAUCCGAAUAAAGUAAUUACUGUAAAUGUGGCUGUACAGUGUCGGACCAGAAAUAUAACAAGACCAGUAACCCCGAGAAAGUUCAUCAUGUCACGUCGGCUACAUGCUCGCAGGCUCGAUUGUGCGGGCAAUUACUCCAUAUGGGUGGAAUUAGCUCAGCUGGCUGCUGAAUACAAAGCUGUAAACCUUGGUCGGGGCUUUCCUGAUUUUUCCCCACCCAGCUUUAUUCAGGAAGCCUUCUGUCAAGCUGUGAGCGGGGAAUGUUCGCUUCAUCAGUACACUCGUCCAUUUGGCCAUCCACCCCUGGUGAAAAUUCUUGCAAAGUUCUUUGGAAGGAUUGUGGGCCAGGAGAUUGACCCAUUUGAGGACAUCCUGGUCACUGUGGGUGCUUAUCAAGCUCUGUUCUGCACAUUUCAGGCAUUGGUGGAUGAGGGAGAUGAGGUGAUAAUUAUUGAACCGUUCUUUGUCUGCUACCAGCCAAUGGUUAAAAUGGCUGGUGGGAAAGCUGUCUACGUGCCUUUAAGACAGAACAAAGAGACAGGAAAGGCCGUGUCCAGUGCAGAUUGGGUUUUAUCUCCUAAGGAGCUGGCAAGUAAAUUCACAGAACGCACAAAAGCCAUUGUCCUGAACACUCCCAACAACCCCCUGGGAAAGGUGUACAAGCUGGAGGAGCUACAGAUGAUUGCUGACUUGUGUGUUAAACAUGAUGUGGUGUGCAUCAGUGAUGAGGUGUAUGAGUGGCUCACCUACGAUGGUGCAACGCAUAUGAAAAUAGCCAGCCUUCCAGGAAUGUGGGAAAGAACAGUUACCAUUGGAAGUGCAGGGAAGAGUUUCAGUGCCACAGGAUGGAAGGUGGGCUGGGCAAUGGGUUCUGGGCGCAUUUUAAAGCACCUGAAAACCAUCCAUCUGAAUACUGUCGACUGUUGUGCCACUGCAGCUCAGGAGGCGGUUGCUCAUGGAUUCCAGAGGGAGUUUGAGUGUUUUGGGAAACCAGAGAGCUACUUUGUCCAGCUGCCUGAAAGGAUUCAUCACAAGCGUCAGAAACUGGCCCAGGGUCUGGUGGAUGUGGGCCUACAGCCCAUCAUGCCAGAGGGAGGAUACUUCAUGAUAGCUGACAUUUCAUCUCUGAAUGUGGACUUUCAUGAUUCAAGCACAAAAGAUGAACCUCGUGAUUGCAGAUUUGCCAAGUGGCUCAUCAAGAAUAAGGGUUUGGCCACAAUACCAGUCUCAGAAUUUUACAGUCUGGAACACUGCAAAGACUUUGAAAAUUACAUCAGGUUCUGCUUUGUCAAGGAAGACUCCACAAUAAAUGCUGCUGAGGAAAUCCUGAAGGAGUGGAGCAAGCAACAAAGAAAAAAGUAGAAACAAACCUUCAGCAACCGAGCCACAAUGCUUCAUAUCCAAUGGCUUUAGGCAGUUCCCCAUCUUGGAUAUCAGAUUUGCCUUUUUUUGUGUGUUGACUCUUAUCUAUUCUAAUACUAAUACCUGCAUUCAAUAUUCAGACCCCUUGAAGGUAAUAAAUAUUUUCUGGAUAACAAAUGAUACACAUUUUCUAAUGUAAACUCAUCCUCUAACUGCAAGCCUGAAGCCACACGGCAUCUAAGACUGGUUCCUUUCACAGGCCGUUGUCCCUUCUGUACAGCAAAUGCGGAAUAUGGCAUGGACGCGCUCACUCCAAUCCCUUACUUUUCUCAUUUUCUUGCGCCGAGCUCCACCCAUCGGGAGGUGAGGAAAAGAUUAAAGAAAAAUAAGUAAAGAGAAAACUAAUUUGGCAAAUGGUAUGCUCUUGCUUCUAAGUGAUUGGAAUGAGUCCUCGGUCUCUGUCCUGUGUUUGGUGGUGGUUCCAACUACAACGGCAAUCACAGAAUUUAAACAAGGGUUAAUUUGUGUUAAUUACAUGCUUUUCGUCUGUUGAGGGAUUAUAACCCUCUCAUGAUAUUAUGUCACAAACAGCUAUGCAUACGAUGAAUGAUAAAGUUCACAUUGCGCUAUAUUGCCUACAGUUAUAAGUGUCAUGAGGUCAGCAGUUCCUGCCUUCCCGGUGUCUGUGUUUUUGUUUCCCCUCCCUCUUGGGUUGUGUGUGGGUGUGUCUCCCUCUGUCUGUGUGUAUGUGAACCUACACUACUGGGUGCAGGUGUGGCACAUGCUGGCUUCAGGAGUCUCUGCCCCCAUACACACCAGUCUUGGAUUUCCUCAUCAGCUCCAGCAUAAGAGGGUUACUCAGAAGCUCCUUCCUCGCCAGAUCGUCUGUGUACAAGCGAUGAACUCUCCUGCUUCAUACCAGCUAAGAAAUAUUUUGGCAGUAACUUCUACUCAGCUGUAUCUGUUUUUACCCCCCAGCUUCCUUUUUUUUCCAGUCAGCCAUAGCCUUAUUUUGAGUUUGGACUUUAACUAGUGUUUUUUCUCGCUAGUGUAGGGAAAAUUCACAGAGCAGGAGACCCCCCCCCCCAAAAAAGUACAAAUCAAAAUCAGACUCUGCCCUAAUGAACAAGCUGGUUCCUUCAACGCUCUCGAAAAUGUAUGCUAAGAGUGUAUCAAUAUAUAUGUAUGCACAACAUAUAAUCAAUAUAUCAUAUGUAUGCUGUUUUUAUUAAAUUGAAUGAACCUAGAACCUUUUUAUAACCAAGCUUAUGAAAACGCAAGAAACCACAGUGUACACUGUCGAAAAGAGAGCAAAGACUGCAAGAUUAAAGAAUUACGUUUUGUCACUUAGAAGAAAGUAGUGAUUAGAUGUGUAGUAAUAUAUAUUCCAUGAUUUCUUUGAUGAUUAAUGUAUAUCUUCUAUGAUGUCACUGCUGUUCAGUUUAUCUAUACUCUCUAUGACUUACUUUUAUUUUUCAUUGAUGUCUAUCAUAUAAUUUCUAUGAUUUUGAUUUGACUGGUGCUCAGUACAUCUGUAUACUCUUUAUGACUUUUUACUGAUGAAUAUUGUUGUUAGAAAUGCAUAGGUGAUCCACAUGUAAUCCAAAGUUAAGUGAAAUGAUUAAUAUGAGGUGGAAAUCACCAAAACUGAUCUAUAGGUCGUAGAAAGUUCUGGAAAACACUAUAUAGUGAAUAGCACCGUGUUUCAUAUGUUUUUCAUGUUAAAGAUUUAAGUUUAUUAGAAGACACAGCCUAUAGCACAAGAUGUAUGUAAAAAGAUCUUUCUUUGUUUUGGGAAUCAAGGGGAAAAUUUGCCACAAUGGUUUCAGGACUGAAAAGUAAAUAUCUGCAACAUAGCCAAGUCAUAUGAUGGUUUUUAAGAAAGCUAUUGGUUGUACUGAGAUAAGGAUUGUGCCUAAAAAGAGUUUUGUCUAUUAUUCAAGGUUGGAAAUCUGAGGAUUUGAACUAGCUAUUGUGCACGUGUGCUACAAUGAAGUCAUUUUCUGCAGA
Messenger RNA from Conger conger (European conger), 3449 nucleotides. Its product is annotated as kynurenine--oxoglutarate transaminase 1-like. The transcript is spliced from 14 exons. The record is from RefSeq and is a predicted model, not a curated record. Gene Ontology annotation, biological process: biosynthetic process. NCBI's taxonomy places the organism in Eukaryota, Metazoa, Chordata, Actinopteri, Anguilliformes, Congridae. Gene Ontology annotation, cellular component: mitochondrion; cytoplasm. Bases 21 to 1439 code for a protein of 472 amino acids. Gene Ontology annotation, molecular function: pyridoxal phosphate binding; L-kynurenine:2-oxoglutarate transaminase activity.